UCCAACAUUUCAAACACCUCCACUUCCCUCACCCUUAAUCCUUUCAUCCUUAGCACCUUCCCUUCUUGGCCCUUCUCGUCCUUUCCAUCUCUCUUGUUUCAUGUCACAGAUAGCUAGGCUUCUUUUCUCUGCUUCUUUUGAUAACUAACUAAGUAGUCUUCAAUGAAUAGAGGGAAGAACUCAGAUCUUCCUCCUGGGUUUAGGUUUCAUCCAACUGAUGAGGAACUGAUCAUGUAUUACCUCAAAAAUCAAGCCAUGUCAAGGCCAUGUCCAGUAUCGAUUAUCCCGGAAAUCGAUAUUUAUAAAUUUGAUCCCUGGGAGUUACCUGAGAAGGCAGAAUUUGGAGAGAAAGAAUGGUAUUUCUUCAGCCCAAGAGACCGGAAAUAUCCGAAUGGGAUACGCCCUAAUCGGGCAACUGGUUCUGGUUAUUGGAAGGCAACCGGCACCGAUAAGGCAAUCCAUAGUGGUUCUCAGAACGUUGGUGUGAAGAAAGCUCUUGUCUUCUACAAAGGUCGUCCACCCAAAGGUGUCAAAACUGAUUGGAUCAUGCAUGAAUACCGGUUGGGUGAUUCAAGCCGCCGGCCUAACAAGCUGGUUGGGUCCAUGAGGUUGGAUGAGUGGGUUCUCUGCAGGAUCUAUAAGAAGAGGCAUUUGGGCAGAGUUGUGGAGGAGAAAGAAGAACAAGAUCAGCCAACUGAUAACACAACUACACAGAAGAAUUCAUCAUCAGGUGUUAAUAUUGGAGAAGAAACACCAGUAGUAUUCCCAAGGACUUUCUCUCUUGUUCAAUUACCUCAAUUAAUGGAUGUGGACUAUCUUUCACUGUCUCAGCUAUUAAGUGAGAAUCAUCCAUUCGGUUCAACUCCGGAGUUCCAAACCGCCGCCGGAAAAACUCCGGAAUUUCAAACCAUCACCGGAAAUAACAACAAUGGCAAUGCAGCAGAGAAACUUCUUCAUCAGUCUUAUGACAUGGCAUACCAUUUUGGAAAUUCAACAAGAUUAAUCCAAGGGAACCAAAAUACACUCUUCAACCAGCCUAUUCAUGUGAACCCAGUUUUUGAAUUUCAGUUAUAAGACAAACAGUGAAGAGUGGGAUUAGAAGAACUUAGUUAGAUAGGUGAUGGUAAUGAGCUUGUUUCCUUGGAAGAUUUGUAAAAGAAGUUAGGUUUUCUUUUCGUCACGGUGCUUAGUGAAGUAUAACGUUUCAUUAUUUGCCAUAUGGCAAUACAUUGAAUACUCCAUAUGA
Messenger RNA from Macadamia integrifolia, 1246 nucleotides. Its product is annotated as NAC domain-containing protein 1-like. Gene Ontology annotation, biological process: regulation of DNA-templated transcription. The coding region runs from base 163 to 1074 and encodes 303 amino acids. The record is from RefSeq and is a predicted model, not a curated record. Gene Ontology annotation, molecular function: DNA binding. The transcript is spliced from 3 exons. NCBI's taxonomy places the organism in Eukaryota, Viridiplantae, Streptophyta, Magnoliopsida, Proteales, Proteaceae.